This is a messenger RNA of Cryptomeria japonica (Japanese cedar), 2863 nucleotides long. RefSeq names its product pectinesterase. Gene Ontology annotation, biological process: cell wall modification. Lineage: Eukaryota; Viridiplantae; Streptophyta; Pinopsida; Cupressales; Cupressaceae. The transcript has 2 exons. Gene Ontology annotation, molecular function: pectinesterase inhibitor activity; pectinesterase activity. Bases 757 to 2469 code for a protein of 570 amino acids. The record is from RefSeq and is a predicted model, not a curated record.
CGUUAGCAACAUCACCAUAAUGGGAAGAAGGUUUAGUAGCCUUGUUUGAGUCAUUUUUGCAGCUACAGAUGACUGAGUAGACACUCACCGGUUCUGAUGAGAAAGAAGACAGAUUAUCUAAUUAUGAUUUUUGGAUUUGCUUUUGAUCGUUUACUGUUGAAUAGGUGAGCAUUGAAUGUCAUUGCGACAGCUAAUUUGAAUUCAGAAUCAGAAUUUGACAGAAUGGAAGUGUGUACAAGAAGGCAUUCAACAUCCUUUCUUUUUGGGUUUGUUUUUUCUCUUUUCUUUCUGGUAGGGUCCAUGAGCAAAGCCCAUAACAAACAAGAAAUAAAUUUUCAGAGUGACUUCGAUUUGUUGGCGUUAUGAUUGUUGCCAAGGUAAGAGAAUUGGGUACUUUAUGUUGGGUGAUGGUGAACUGAUUAACAGCUUGCAUAAAUGGUUGAUCAUAGUUGAGCUUAUAUAUAUGAUUAAUGGUAUGUGGGUUAGUAUCUUAUGAUUGGGGCCGAGAUAAGAGAAUUGGAUACUUAAUGCGGGUGAAAGUAAACCGAUUAAUAACUUGCAUGGGUGUUUGAUCACAGUUAAGUAAAGCUUAUAGAUGUGAUUGAUGAUUUGUGGGUUAUUGCUUUAGAACCAGUUUGAGUAAUGUUGAUUUGGAAGUUAUAAAUUUCAUAGAAGUUUUGACUUUGUAUUAGAUUAGAAUGAAGCUUACUAUGAAGAUAUAGGUUAAAAAAGUGAGUGAUUAGAAUCUUUGCAAAUAUGAAGACUAGUGUGAACAAUUAUGGGAAGAUUGAAAAACAAGGGCAGGAUGAGGUCAAGCCAAAGAGAUUUGGGAAAAGACAUUACAUGUUUUUGGGCUUGUUGGUCUUCUUCCUUGGAGUUGCCAUUGCUUGUUUGGCAGUUGGAUUGGGAAAAGUGUUCUCCAAGCAUCAUGGAGCAUCCAGUGUGCAAUCUGGAGCAAAGGCCAUAGAGUCUAUCUGCAGUAAUACCCUUUAUCCAGAUAUAUGUGUUCAUUCACUUUCUUCUUUUCCCGGGGCUAUCAAUGCAAGCAGCUUGAAACUAGUGGCCAUAUCAAUCAGAAUAGGCAUGGAAGGAAUCAAUAGUGCGAUGCAGAGUGUGGAGAACUUCAUUCAGGAUCAAGGGGAUCACACUGUGUCCUUGACUCUUAAUGAUUGUGUAGAGCUCCUUGAGUAUUCAUUAGAUGGGCUGGAUUCAUCUCUAACCAAGUUGUUGCAAUCAAAUUCAGAUGAUAUUUCUGAUUUGCAGACAUGGUUAAGCUCAUCUCUCACAUACCAGACUACAUGUCUUGAUGGAUUAGGUGAUAUUGAAAGGUUAGGUUACAUAAUGGAACAGGGCAAGAAUGUGUCUAUGUUGUUGAGUAAUUCUUUGGCACUGAUCAAGACUUUUCCAAUGUUGGAAGGGGAUUCUGAAAGUCCGUCCCAUUCAAGACGGUUACUGUCUGGUGUAAGCGAUUCUGCCCUGCUUCCGACAUGGGUUUGGGAAACAGAGAAAAGGUUUUUGCUUGAGGAGAAAUUUCUAGUCCCAGAUGUUGUUGUUGCCUUAGAUGAGAGUGGGAAUUUCUCAAGAAUUCAGGAUGCAGUAGAUGCUGCUCCCCAGAGUGCCAACCAGAGCUAUGUGAUUCAUAUUAAAGCUGGGGUUUAUGAGGAGAAUGUCAUCAUCUCGAAGAAAAUGACCAACAUUGUCUUCAUUGGUGAUGGUACGAAGAACACAAUCAUCUCUGGGAGCAAGAAUGUGCAAAUGGGAUUAUCUGUUUACAGAUCAGCCACUGUAGCUGUUGAUGGCAAUGGAUUCAUUGCUCGAGAUUUGACUAUAGAAAACACAUCAGGCCCAAAGAAAAUGCAAGCUGUAGCUCUUCGAGUUAGUGCAGACCAAACAGCCUUCUACAAGUGCACGAUCAAGGGAUAUCAGGGAACUCUUUAUUCCCACACUUAUCGUCAAUUUUAUAAGGAAUGUACAAUAUUUGGUACUGUGGAGUUCAUAUUUGGCAAUUCUGCUGCAAUUUUUCAGAAUUGCAGUCUUCUAGCCUUGAAGCCCCUUCGGGGUCAAAACAAUACCUGCACAGCACAGACCAAAUCUGAUCCCAAUCAGAACACAGGAUUUUCAUUUCAGAAAUGCAAGGUUGAUGGAACCCCUGAGCUCCUUUCAACAGGGGACGUUUCUACUUACUUGGGGACACCAUUAAAGCAAUACUCUUCCACAGUUUUCAUCCAUUCACAUCUGUCCAAAGUUGUACAUCCAGCUGGAUGGCUUACACCUAGUGAAGACCUGCCCCUGGAUAAAGUAUUCAUGGGAGAGUUUCAGAGUGAAGGUCCUGGAAGCAAAGUUUUAGAAAGAGUGAAUUGGUCUAAACAACUUUCAGAAAAACAAUCAAGUUCAUUCAAUGCUGAUGAAUUUAUAUCUGCUUCUAAAUGGCUUCCACUAACCCAUAUCAAGUUUGAUGAAAUGCCAUGAUUAAAAAGAUUCAAGUUUCAUCAUCUUUGCUCUUUAAAGGAUUUGCCUUCAUGUAAUAUCAUAGAGAAAUAGGAUGCAGAAGUAAUAAUAUAUCAUGCUGAUGCCUUUGGCAAUAUUUUGUUGAUAAUACAUAUGUCAAAAAUUAAUACUAGUCUGAGUUGGAAUAAUCCUUAGACCUGCACAACUACAAUAGCAGUUUCAAGAUGAAGAGAACGGACAUGAUUUUCAAGGAUAGAUAAAUCUCAAAGAGUUCUUAUUAUUUUUGUUGUUAGUUUGAUGAAUAAGGGAUAUGAUCUUGUGAAAAUUAUAUGCAGGGAGAAUUACUUACAAAGUGAUUUUUCUAUGGUACUUAUAUUUAUGCAUCCAGUGAGGAAUUCAAUUUGGCUGUUCUUCA